This is a messenger RNA of Oncorhynchus gorbuscha (pink salmon), 3255 nucleotides long. Its product is annotated as BRD4-interacting chromatin-remodeling complex-associated protein-like. The record is from RefSeq and is a predicted model, not a curated record. Lineage: Eukaryota; Metazoa; Chordata; Actinopteri; Salmoniformes; Salmonidae. Gene Ontology annotation, biological process: positive regulation of DNA-templated transcription. Gene Ontology annotation, cellular component: SWI/SNF complex. The transcript has 13 exons. Bases 318 to 2654 code for a protein of 778 amino acids.
CCCCCUACCGUUCAUAAUGGCCAAGUCUACUGUAAAACAAUUUCCUAUUCAUAGGGGAGAAGAAUUAUGAAAUAUCUGUCAUGAAAGUUUAAAAAAAAACUUUAAUGAAUGGUAGAACAUAGUUUUUCAGUAUUUAGAGUGUAGUGACUAUUUGUCCGUUCUAUGUUACUUCUAUGGAAUAUUGCAUCGCUAUCUGUAGAAUGCUCUGAUGUUACUGCCUUCUUCUGGAGCGGCACUACCCGUGCUGUGAUGGCGAGGAAACCCCGUUGACAAGGCACUGCUUUUUCAUGACGCAAAUAAAAGGUGGUGGUUAAUGAAUGAUUCCAUGCUCGCUGUCAGAAAGCUGUGUCAUGGAUGAUGAGGACGAUCGCCGUCUUCUGGAUAUUAUAGGGGAUGUGCAGGCGUUGAAUGACUACCUCCACGGCUCCACCAACAAGUCUAUUGAGGAGGAUGACGUGACGAACGCAGCUUACGGCUCUGCCGGAACCUUCUUCACCAGUAACACUGCUGGCUCUAACUCCGGCCUCAAAGAUGAAGAGUUUGAGGAUUCAGCAGGGGUGGGCCUCCAGCUUUCCAGUAGCCUAUCGUUCAUUGAGGAUGAGCUGGGGGGAGAAGCUUCUCCAGGAGGAAUGGAUCUUGGCGGAGGAGAGGACCAGCCCUUUGACAUCCUGCAGAAGUCUCUCAUGGAGGCAGACAUCACUGAACAGACUCUGGAACAGGAGGCCAUGCUAGACUCACAACCACCUCCACCUCCUCUCCCCUCGGCCCCCUCCCCAUUCCCCCCCCAGCUGGUCUCGGGGGGGUACGGCAGCGGGGUCACCACAUCGACUGCAGCUUUUCCCAGUGGUCAGUUCCUCCAGGGCGUGUCCCAGCUGCCUAAUGGCCAGGCAGGGGGGCACAUCCAGGUGUUGGGGUCCUUUGGCGGGGGAGGGGUCCAGCAGAUCCUCCUCCGGCAGGGUGGUGGGGUAGGAGGGGCGGUGGGGGGAGUAGCUGCAGGGGGGCAGGUGUUUGCCACUCCCUCCCCAGUGGGCCAGGUGAACCAGGUAGGCUUGCCCUUUAAGAACAUCCCCCUGCAGAAUAUCAUCAUCCAGAGAGGACCUGGGGGCGCCCAGGCCCUGGUCAGACCUAUCCAGCCCAAACCCCUUCAAGCUGGGGCUCAGACAGUCUAUAGCCUGGGACUCCAGACCACAACCACCACCAUGGUUAACACCGCGGCCCAGGGACACUACACAGCUAACGGCUCCAUCCUGGUCCACUCUCCCUUGGGGCAGCAGAACCAGGGACAGCAAGGCCAGGCCAACCUGCCCCCAGGGCAGUACCUGGUCCACCACAAUGGCCCCUCAGACCCAUCCCAAUCAACCCUGCUAGCCAAUCAGAACACAGUACAGCUCGUCGCCGGGCAGAACUUCACGGCGACGGCGGGAGGUCAGCUGAUCCAGGUGGGAGGCAGCCAGGUGGGAGUAGGAGGAGCCAUGACCCAAACAUGGCAGAAUUUUCCUGGUACGAACCCUGCCCCAGUACAGGCGGCAUCAAACCAGGGGCGUCUGACGCUGGUUGGAACGGCGACUGGGGUUCGAGGGCAGGUGUCGGGCAGCCCAGUGCAGCGCCUCGUACUGUCUCAGACUCAGAACAGCAGCUCCCUCUCCCCCCUGUCCCUCUCUGGUACUGGUACUGCCUCACAGGAACAGGAGUACUCACAGGACAAGCAGGCUCAGACACAGCUCGUCAACCUCCUUGGAAACAAAGCUGUGAAAACAAUGACCUACAUCAGCCAAGAUGCCCCGCUAAACACGCAGGUCAGUGCUCAGAAGAGGCCGGCCCCUCAGCAGCUCACCAGAGGAGGAAUGAUGCUACAGCAGUUGAGGAUGGAUCAUUCGGGGGUUCUGUCACCUGACAUCGCCCGCUUUACCUCAUUGGAUGACGCACUGCACAGACUCCUCCCCUACCACGUGUUCCAUGGAGCUCCGCCCAACAGGGAAGAGUUUUCCCAAGUGGAUGAUGAGUUUGAGUCGACGGCGACUCAGGUGUUGAAGAGGACCCAGGUCAUGAUCAACAAAUACAGACGACUGCUGAUGGUGGAGGCUGAGCGCUCCAGUCCCUCCUCAGAGAUGGUGAUGAUUGACAGGACCUUCAACCAAGAGGAGCGCCAGAACCUGACACAAGACAAACGUAUGAUACUGGUGGACCCAGAUGGCUUCUUGGAAGAUUUCUGCUGUGGGGUGAAGACAUCUCCCCUCUCUCUACCCUGCCUCCCCUUGGACCCUCUCUCCACCCCCUCGUCCAGCCACGGCGGUAUACAGACGGGGAGGGGGGUGACCACAGACCCCCCUUACAGGACAGACCCCCAGUCAGGCUAUGGAGACCCGGGGGGAGGAGGGAGAGGAGGAAUAGACUCUUUUAAGAGUAUCAUGGACCAGAGGAGGACUCAACAUAGCAACUAUGGAAACAAAGCUGCCUCUAGCAACCACAGCAACUAUCACCAUGGCAAUGUGGCUGCUACUGCCACAGUCGCGAUGUCGACAGAGCCGGUACAGACUCAGUUCCUGUCUCACCUGUCCUCCUCUCACCCCCAGGCCCCCCUGCCCCUCCCUUCCACCCUGCCCGACACAGACUCGGUUCUAGAGGCAGCUGUGAACAGCAUUCUAGAAUGUUAGACAGACAGAUUUGACAGACGGACGUGCCACCAUUCCAUCUCUCUCAUCCCCCUCCAUCCUUUGCCCCGCCGGCUCAUUCUUGGGGCUACAUGUUUGUUAUUGUUUAUUUUCUUAUUUUCCUCUCCCAUUGUCAGUCCUUUUCAACCAGCUCUGAGUUAGUUACAGUCAUAGAAAUAUAAUCUAGAUUAUUUUUCUAUGGUUAAAGUACUAUGGUUACUGUAGGACAACCAGGGGUCAUGACCUGUGUUACAUCAUGUCCUGUCGGGUGUGAGCCGGAAGAAGAUAUCAACCCCCUGAACCCCAACUUUAGCCACGUGCAAUUAUGCUGAAGUUUAAGGAGGAAGAAUAUGAUGACGAUGAUGAUUCUGUGCCUGAGAAAUUCUAUGUUGUCCUUCAAAUGUUUACAUGAAGAAGCCUUGUAAGAAAUGUCCUUUAAUUUUUGCACCUGACAUUACACACCUUCACGCACUGAGUAUAACAAACAUUAGGAACACCCCCCUCCAUGAUAACAGCCUCAAUUCGUCGGGGAAUGACUAUAAGGUGUCGAAAGCGUUCCACAGGGAUGCUGGCCCAUGUUGACUCUAAUGCUUCCCACAGUUGU